This is a messenger RNA of Pieris macdunnoughi, 327 nucleotides long. The record is from the annotation of a GenBank genome assembly. Lineage: Eukaryota; Metazoa; Arthropoda; Insecta; Lepidoptera; Pieridae.
AUGCCUGCAUGUUUUUCCGUGAUCAUUUUGAGACUCUUAGCAAAAUCGUGGGCUAAAUUUUACUUGAUUACAAUUCUCAGGUUCGUGAAACCAGACGAAGUCGCAAAACUUUGGGGACAGAUGAAACAGAACGAGAACAUGACCUUCGAGAAGUUCAGUAGGGCAAUGAGAUACCACUAUCGGCAAUCGGUUCUGGUUUCCGUGCCCACUGCACGCCUCGUCUACCAAUUCGGCCACAAGGGUCCAGACUUCAGGACUGAUAAUCCAAAUUUUAUUAAAGUGAAGUCUGAAUUAGAUGUUCAUGAUAUGAAUUACUCAAACUCUUAG